UAAAAUGUCGCUGUUUUACGCUCAGAGUUCGGUUUGUAAAGACGCGGAGGAGCUGACGGAGCUGAGACAAUCCGCCGCGGACUUCUACCGACUGAACCAUGUCCCGGAGCACCUGGAGCGGGCCCUCAACGAGCUGUUCACCCGGAGACCGAGCGACCUGCACGGCUACCUGGCAGAGUUCUUCUCCGCUCUCUCCAGUCCUCCUCGGAUCAGCAGAGUUGAGGGUCUGGAGGUCCUGGACUCCAGAGGACAACCUUCAAUACUGGCCCAGGUCUACUGCAUCAUCAGGAACCACGAGAAGCUCGUCUCCUCUGCCUCUGUCGCCUCGUACUUUGGACCCAAAGACUCCAACAGCAAAGACCGGGCCGAGCAGGUGAGCAACGCACUGCAGUGGAUCCAGGAUUUGAACCAGCAACUCCAAGACCUCAGCCCUGAAGACCAGAGCCAGGUGGACCACAUACUGAGUGGUCUGUAUUUGUCUCGUCUUGAGGAGUUGUCAGAGUCUCAGCCCAAACCAGAUGACAGCACCAGCACCAGCCUGUCCAACAUGGCCGACACUCCAGCCCCCAGCAACAAGAAAGGUAAAAAGGGCUCCGCUGUAAAGCCCCCUCCUCCCCCAGAGCCCCCUGAGCUGCUCCUGUCCGGGGGUCUCUCUGUGGGGGCCCUGUCCCUGAGUGUGGCCCGAGGGGGGGCUCAGAGCAGAGGAGUGGCCCUGUACCAGCACAUAGCAAUGCUCAAGAGUACACAGCCCCCACCUCAGAUGCACAUCCCCUCUCUCCUCAUCUCUGUGCUCAGCUGUGGAAAAGCAUCUCCAGGGAAACUGAACCUGUUUGAAGAGGUCCUCCUGAUCCCCAAACCAGGACUGAGAGCCAGACAGGUGAUGCAGACAGCGCAGGAGGUGCAGAGAGAGAUGCAGAGGAUCGUGGGCUCUGGGAGUAAAGCCGGGGUCAGUGUUACUUUUGGUGCACUGCUGAGUGACUGUGGCGCUCCCUGUCUGAGCGCAGAGAAAGUGGAGCAGCCUCUGGACCUCCUCUCCGAGGCCUGUUCAAACCUGGAGCUGAACCUGGGAGCAGAGCUGUUUGUGGGGCUGAGCUGCGCCACACCCAACCUCUAUGAUCACUCCAAAGGUAAAUACGAGGUUAGCUCUGGUCUCCUCAAGACUCCAGACGAGGUGGUGGAUCUGCUCCAGGCUCUGCUUCUCAAAUACCCCAGUGUGGUGACCGUCAUAGACCCCCUCAGGAGAGAGGAUGUGGAGCAGUGGAAGCGUCUUGCUGCAUCCGUCUCAGAGUCCUGUUCUCUUCUCAGCGACAUCACCUUCAGAGUACAAGCCCCACCUCCUCCAGGGGUCAAAGGUCAUGUCCUCAAACACGUCAAUCAUGUGACCAUCAGCGACCUCAUCCGAGUGAGCACUGAGCAAGAAGGGUCUGUGGUACUGGGACCGGCCUACAGUGAACCCUCCUCUGACCCCGCCCUCCCCGACCUGGCGGUGGGUCUGGGUCUGGACUUCCUUAAACUGGGAGGACUGAGCGGUGCGGAGAGAACGACUCGAUUCAACCGCCUCCUCGCCAUCGAGGACGAGCUGCAAAGAGAGGGAUGCCUCGUUUUGAAAGACAAGCUGCUGCCCCCGAUCUUCCCCCAAAGACCAGAGCAGAACCCAGAUCCAGACCAGGAUACAGACCAGGGUCCAGAGCAGGAUCUGGACCAGGAUCAAACCCCUCCUUCUGAGUUCAGCUGA
Messenger RNA from Periophthalmus magnuspinnatus, 1735 nucleotides. RefSeq names its product enolase 4 (gene eno4). Gene Ontology annotation, biological process: glycolytic process. The transcript has 13 exons. Gene Ontology annotation, molecular function: phosphopyruvate hydratase activity; magnesium ion binding. Lineage: Eukaryota; Metazoa; Chordata; Actinopteri; Gobiiformes; Gobiidae. Gene Ontology annotation, cellular component: phosphopyruvate hydratase complex. The coding region runs from base 5 to 1735 and encodes 576 amino acids. The record is from RefSeq and is a predicted model, not a curated record.